Antechinus flavipes (yellow-footed antechinus) is the source of this 6608-nucleotide messenger RNA. RefSeq names its product nucleotide binding oligomerization domain containing 1 (gene NOD1). Gene Ontology annotation, biological process: regulation of apoptotic process. NCBI's taxonomy places the organism in Eukaryota, Metazoa, Chordata, Mammalia, Dasyuromorphia, Dasyuridae. The record is from RefSeq and is a predicted model, not a curated record. Gene Ontology annotation, molecular function: protein binding. The transcript has 12 exons. The coding region runs from base 2637 to 5507 and encodes 956 amino acids.
GACCCAUUAGUGAACCUCAGUGUCACAGGGACAGCCUUGGACCCAGACUCCAGCCUAAUGCUUGAAGCCUCUGGUUUGCUAAUAAUGCUCACGUGGGUGUUCUAAGACUCACAUCGUACUUUACAUAAUGAUCAUCACAGAUCUGAUUUAGAAGGAAUACAGACAUCAGGAAAUCUGACCUCAGUUUACAGAUAACUUGUCCAAGAUCCCACAGAUUGUGGAAGAUAGAGGAUUUAAAGGGUGUCGUUUUAUUCUCACAACCCCAGGAGGUAUGAGGUAAAACGAUCCCCAUUUUACAGAUGAGGAAACUGAGGUGAUUUCCCGGGGUCAUCUACUAGUGAGUAUUUGAGGCUGGAUUUGACUGCAAAGCCAGACACUAGGCUAAGGUGCCCUUUCUCAAUUACUUUUAUUUUUAGUGUAUAUAUAAAACUUGGAUUUGCCCUCUCCAAUGUGGAACCACGAGGUAUUUAUUCGUUUAACACUAACAGACCAUUCACAAGCUCUGACUCCUCCGCCUUCCCCUCCCGGCACUCCCCUUUCCUCCCCCCCACCCUCCCACCCCCGCCUUGGCUCCUUCCAGAUUUGGCUCAAAUCUUCCCUCUUACAGAAUGCCUCUCCCAGCCUCCCGCUUACUGCUAGUGCUGAGAACCUAUUGAUUUUGUAUCUAGCAGUCAGUAAACAUUUAUUAAGCACCUACUGUGUGCCAGGCACUGUGCAAUAUUCACAAAGCAAAAGGGGAGCUGUCCCUGCGCCCAAGGAGCUCCCAGUCUCGUGGGGGAAUAUCAUCAGUCAGCAGAGGGAAGGCACUAGAAAUAAGGGGACGGGGAAAGGUUUUCUGUACAAGGGGGGACUUUCGCUGGGACUCGGAGGAAGCUGGGGAACCAGGAGGGGAAGUGAAGAGCGAAGGGAGCAUCGAGGGAAAGCGUCCGGGAGAUGGGCUCCGGAGAGAGACCAACAUGAGGAGACAGUCAGAGGACGUUGGCUGGAUGGGGGUGGGGUGGGGGUGUGUGUGUGUGUGAGAAGACUGGAAAGGGGCCGGCGUGGGCAGGGGAUGAGGACUUUGAACGCCAAGCCCAGGAAUUGGGUCUGCUGGAAGCUGUGGGGAGCCUGGAGUUUAUCGAGUGGGGGAUUGGGACGGGAAUGCGUGACGUGGGCAGACUUUUGCUUUCAGAAGCUCUCGGUCCCCUGAAGGGAGGAUGUGAGAAUAAUCGAAAGUGGGAACGAGCGAGGAGGCACUGGAGGGCGGGCAGACCCCAUCCCCGCCCCCAAGCCAUUGCCUCUGGCCAGGCUGUGGAGAGGAGGACCUGCCCCAGGUGGGAGAUGGGAGACGGGCUGCAUCCGAGGCACGUACCUGGUGAACUGAACGGGCGUCGGCACCGCGGAGGAGGUGGAGGAUGUGCCUCGGCCACAGUCCGGGGGGCGGGGAGCGUGGGGCUGCCCUCAGUAGAGCAGUGAAGUUAAGAAGGUUUGGCGGGGAAAGUGAAUGUACAUGAACAGAGAAAUUUUACUUGGCUGCCCCAUUAGAAUGUGAGCUUCUUGAGGGCAAGAAAAGUGUGUGUGUGUGUGUGGGGGGGGGGGGGGGGGUUGUUGGUUUGUUUUAACCUUUCUCGUAUCCCCAACGCUUAGCACAAUGCCUGAGACCCUUUAAUGAAUGGCUGUCGACUUUCUGGGUCUGUUUCCCCAUCUGUAAAGUGGGGGAGGGGGGUUGGUUUGGAGGCCUCGAAAGUUCGGCCCAAUUCUAGAGUCUGGACUUUCGGGCAGCAUAUCCUACGUUGCAUCCCCGUAAUCCCACCAACUCUGAGGUGAGGGAGGGAGAACCCGGGUCUCCUAUUUUAUCACUCUUUCAGGACGGAGCUCGUCCGCGGUUCGGCUGGUCCGGGCCAGACAGCCUUUUGGUGCCGUGCCCCAGUUCCUUUCAGCCCACUCUCACUUUGCAAACUUUUUGCUGACUCCCCGGGGCCUUCCAGGCUCAUUUCCACCGAAAGGAAGAAGAGCGAGGUCCGGUUCUGAACUCCCUUUGGCUGCAGUGGGCACGCUGGGAGGCCCCACGGUCUGGCCCGGACUGGCUGGCUUCACCCAUCCCCCCCAACCCCUCACUCUUCAGUCCCCCAGGGUAGGGGGUAGGAGGAGUACUGAGGACCCCAGGGCGGUGCCGCGCGGCGGGAUCCUAGCCCUUGACCCGCCCCUCGUCCCCCUCUCCUCCCCCUCCCCACUUCCGGCUCUCAGCCGCCGCCAGCUCCAGUCGCUGUCGGGGCUGAAGCCGCAACAUUGUGGCCACUUGUGGCGCGCUCCCCCUGUCGCUGCCGAACUUGGCCUGUCCUGUCGGUCGCCUGAAGGGGCGGCCGCUGCCUUCGGGGCGGGGCGGAGUCUGGGGCGGCGAGGACGGCUGCUGGGCCGGGGCGGUCGGGAGUGCUCUCCGCGCUCUCGGCCCGUCCCAGCCGCGGCGCUCACGUCCCCUUGCGCCUCUCCGCCCUCGGCUCGCGGAUGCUCAGCUGGGCCCUCUCUUGACCCUCCCUCGCAGCCGUGUUGGACGCCUUUGGUGAGGAAGGAGAAGCCACAGGCAUGAAGGGUCUGCUUGCCAAAAGACCUCCGAGACAGAUGCAGCCAGAGGUGAAACUGGGGAAGGUCCCUUAGCCAUGGACACCCAGGCCCUCCCCGAGGCGAGGGCGGCGCCCCAGGACGCCCGCUCCUGCAUCCGGCUGCUCAGGGUGGAGCGCGAGCGCCUGGUCACCCACCUCCACAACGUCCAGUGUCUCCUCGACAACCUGCUCGUCAACGAGUACUUCUCUGGGGAAGACGCCGAGAUCGUGGGCGCCUGCCCCACGCUGCCCGACAAGGUCCGUAAGAUGCUGGACCUGGUCCAGAGCAAAGGGGAGGAAGUGUGCGAGUAUCUCAUCUAUGUGCUGCAGCAAAUCCCAGACGCGUUCGUCGAUCUGCAGCCCUGGCUGGAGGAGAUCCGCUUCUCGUCCUCAGAGCUCGUGAGGGGCAGAACGAUCGUGAAUACUGAUCCCGUGAGCAGGUACACGCAGAAGCUGCGCUCGGAGUGGGGCCGGGACUCCAAGUUCCUCACGUGCUACAGUCAGAAGGAGGAGAUGCUGCUGGCGGACGCUUACACCGAGAACCUCAUGGAGCUGGUGGACUUCGGCAACGAGAGCCUGGGGGGCGUGGGUCUGGGCUCCCUGCUGGACGACUCCACGGGGGUCAUCAAUCAGGAGGGAGAGACGGUCUUCGUCUUCGGCGACGCGGGCGUGGGCAAGUCGGUGCUGCUGCAGAAGCUGCAGAGCCUGUGGGCGCGCGAGGAGCUGGCCGCGGGGGCCAAGUUCUUCUUCCCCUUCCGCUGCCGCAUGUUCAGCUGCUUCCCCGCCAGCGCGGCGCUCACCCUGCGGGAGCUGCUCUUCGCGCACAGCUGCUGCCCGGAGCUCGAGCCCGACGCCGUUUUCGCCUUCCUCCUGCGCUUCCCUCGCUCCGUCCUCUUUACCUUCGACGGCUUCGACGAGCUGCACUCGGACUUCGACCUGAGCCGCGUGCCCGACGCGGCCUCCCCCCUGCAGCCCGCCCACCCCCUGGCGCUGCUGGCCAGCCUGCUCCGAGGCAAGCUGCUCCCGGGCGCGGGGAAGGUGCUGACGGCCCGCACCGGCGUCGAGGUCCCCCGCGCCUUCGUCCGGAAGAAGGUGCAGCUGCGGGGCUUCUCUCCCAGCCACUUGCGGGCCUACACCUGCAAGUUCUUCCCGGACCGGGCCCUGCAGGUGCGAGUCCUGAACCAGCUGGACGCCAGCCCCCACUUGUGCACCCUGUGUUCCGUGCCCUUGUUCUGCUGGAUCAUCUUCAGGUGCUUCCGCCACUUCCACGGCGCCCACGAGGAUGGCCAGCCUCUGCCCGGCCUCACGGUGACUCUCACGGACAUCUUCCUGCUCAUGACCGAGGCCCACCUGAACCGGGCGCUGCCCACCAGCCUCGUGCAGCGCAACACGCGGAGCCAGGUGGAGACGUUGCGCUCCGGCCAGGAGACGCUGCGCGCCCUGGGCCGCCUCGCCUACUGGGGCAUGCUGAAGAACCUCUUCGUCUUCAGCCAGGAGGAGGUGGAGGCGGCCGACGUGCAGGAGGCGGACCUGCAGCUGGGCUUUGUACGGGUCGUGCCCGAGCCGGGGCCCCUCGGGGACCAGCCCGCCUACGAGUUCCUCCACAUCACCCUGCAGUCCUUCUUCACCGCCCUCUUCCUCGUGGCCGACGACAAGGUGAGCACGAAGGAGCUCCUGAAGUUCUUCGGGGAGUGGAUGCCCGGGGGGCGGACGGCCGCCCUUGCCCUCCCCUUGUUCAGGCUGGGCUGCCUCGGGGGGAGCAACCCGGACAAAGGGGACCCCUUCCGGAACAACGACCACGUGCAGUUCACCAACCUCUUCCUGUGCGGGCUGCUGUCCAAGGCCAAACAGCGGCUGCUGCGGCACCUGGUGCCGGCCGUGGCGCUGCGCAGGAAGCGCAAGGCCCUCUGGAGGCACCUGUUCGCCAGCCUGCGCUCGUACCUGAAGAGCCUGCCCCGCACCAACACGGGCGAGUUCAACCAGGUGCAGGCCAUGCCCACCUUCAUCUGGAUGCUGCGCUGCAUCUACGAGACGCAGAGCCAGCAGGUGGGCCGGCUGGCGGCCAGGGGCAUCUGCGCCAACUACAUCAAGCUCACCUACUGCAACGCCUGCUCCGCCGACUGCUCGGCGCUCUCCUUCGUCCUGCACCACUUCCGCAAGCAGCUGGCACUCGACCUGGACAACAACAACCUCAACGACUACGGCGUGAAGGAGCUGCGGCCCUGCUUCGGCCGCCUCACGGUCAUCAGACUCAGUGUGAAUCAGAUCACCGACUGCGGCGUCAAGGUGCUGUAUGAAGAGCUAACGAAAUACAAAAUUUUGACCUUCUUGGGGUUAUACAACAACCAGAUUACCAAUGUUGGAGCCAAAUAUGUUGCUAAGAUUGUGGAGGAGUGCACAAACCUCACACACUUGAAACGCCAUAACUUUCUCCACAGACUGGGCUCAAACUACAUAACGAGCGAAGGAGGAAAGUGCCUGGCUUCGGCGAUCAAGAAGAGCAAGUCGAUCAUGGACGUUGGGAUGUGGGGCAAUAAGAUAGGGGACGAAGGGGCCAAGGCCUUUGCGGAGGCACUGAGGAAUCACCCCAGCUUGUGCAACUUGAGUCUCGCCUUCAACGGCAUCUCCACGGAAGGAGGAAAAAGCCUCGCGAAAGCGCUCCAGCAGAACAGCUCGGUGAAGAUCUUCUGGUUGACCAAAAAUAACCUUGAUGAUGAAGUAGCCGAGAGCUUGGCGGAGAUGCUGGAAGUCAAUCAGACGCUGACGGAUUUGUGGCUCAUUCAGAACCAGAUCACGGCCAAGGGGGUCUCCUGCCUGGCGGACGCCCUCCGGAAGAACUCCACCAUCCUCGAUAUUUGCUUAAAUGGGAACCCCAUCAAGCCUGAGGAGAUCGGAGUUUUUCAAGAUGAGAAGAGGUUCCAUUUCUGAGGAGCUGCGUCUGCCAGCGCUUUCUGGGGCCGGAAAGAAAUGCGCCGUCGGAGCCAGAGACGCAGCCUCCCGGGCUUGGGGACGAGAGCCUGGGCCGGCUGUCGGGGCGGAGCUUGGGGACAACGGUGGUCCUCAUGGUGCAGCCCCCUCACCCCCCGGGGCACCGGGCAGACGAGGCCGCUGAGAGCAGCCCAUUUUGCCUUUUCCGAUAAAGGAUUAGGGGACAGACCGGAUUUUUCUCGCGGCAGAAUCCGGUUUUUGGACAUUUUUGGAUCGUGUUUAUGUGGCCAGAGGCUCGUGUCCACAGCCCUAAUUUUCUGUCCGUUUCCAUUAGCAGUGUUGUGCACACACUAAGCCCUUCAGCUGUGGUAAGGGGAAGAAUUUAUUUUUCUAUGUAAUGGGAGGAAGAAAAGUGUAAAAGAAAAUUCCGAGCUGGCCGAGCUUGGUUCCUGCCAGUGCCUGAACCUCCCCCGAACCCGAAGGCCGCUGAGCGGUGCAGUGGAUCAGGGCACGGGGGACUUACAGACAGGAAGACCUGAAUUCAAAUCCUGCUUCACAUGCUGGCUGAAUGAAACUCGGCAGGUUUCCUCAUCUGUAAAAUGGGAAUAAUGCUAGAACUUACCUCACAGGGUGGUUGGGAGGAUCAAAUGAGAUACAGAGUGCCUUGAAAACCUAAAGUGAUGCCUUAAAAAAAUUAUUGGGAUUAUUAUCGUGGAAAUAAAUCACUGCUGGCAUCUAGGAACUGAGAACCACAAUGACAUGGGGCCAUAGAUUCCGAGUGGAAGGGACCCCACAGUGGGGAGGAAUAAGCACUUAUGUGGCGCCUACUGCCUAUGAGCCGGGCUCUUUUUACAAAUAUCAUCCCAUUUGAUCUUUGUCUCAGCCCUGUGAGGUCGGUGCUAUUAUUAUCCCCAUUCUGCAGAUGAGGAGACCAAGGCAGACAAGUGCUCUGGGCCCUCUAGUCCAGCCGCCUCAGUAGGCACAUGAGGAGACUGAGGCAGGAGAUGUGGCCGAGCCUGACGUCUGGUCUCCAUGUUGGCGUGGCCAGCGCCGGCGCGCUUCUGGGACUAAGUGCUCGAUAAAUACGAGUGCUUCAUCAAA